Pocillopora damicornis (cauliflower coral) is the source of this 2304-nucleotide messenger RNA. Its product is annotated as E3 ubiquitin-protein ligase TRIM71. NCBI's taxonomy places the organism in Eukaryota, Metazoa, Cnidaria, Anthozoa, Scleractinia, Pocilloporidae. Gene Ontology annotation, molecular function: protein binding; ubiquitin protein ligase activity; zinc ion binding. Gene Ontology annotation, biological process: proteasome-mediated ubiquitin-dependent protein catabolic process; protein polyubiquitination. The record is from RefSeq and is a predicted model, not a curated record.
AAUUCAGGUAUGCGUAUCUUAGCUUGUUCUAGCUGCUCUGCGAUGGCACCCCUUCUGGCUGGUAAAGCCUCCUUAGGGUAGACGUACUGGUGCAGGAGAUGGCACCUACACUGUGACUUACAUGCCAGAAGUGAAUGGUAAACAUGAAGUCUCUGUCGCUAUUCAGGACAAGCCGAUCAUGGGAAGCCCCUUCACUGUGCUUGUUGUCAACCGCCGAGAAUAUGCCGACGUUGGCCCGACACUUCAUCGAUUUGGACAGUAUGGCAGCAAAAAGCGCGAGUUUAAAUCCCCUUUCGGCGUGGCGGUUGACAACGAGAGCUACAUCUAUGUAGCCGAUAGCUAUAAUCACCGGAUACAAAUAUUCGGUCCACGGGGAGAAUUCGUUUCACAGUUUGGUUCUCAUGGGGAACGCAAAGGAGAGUUUAACUGCCCGACGGACGUCGCUCUGGAUAGUAAGGGAAGAAUCAUUGUCUGUGAUAAUGGCAACAAUAGAAUCCAGGUCCUUAGUCGGAAUGGCGCAUUUAUCGGAAAAUUUGGCCGUGAGGGUACGGGAAACGGUUACUUUAAAUCCCCCUGGGGGGUUGCGACCUCCCGAAAGAAUGAUAUCCUAGUUGCUGACAUGGAGAAUCACCGGGUGCAAGUUUUCUCUUCCGACGGGAAAUUCUUAACAAAAAUUGGCUGUUUUGGCGAUCGUGCCGGGCAGUUUAACUCUCCGUGUUACCUCCUUGUCAAUCCGGAAGAUGACCAUAUAUUCGUUUCUGACUCCAAAAAUCAUCGCAUCCAAGAGUUCGACAAAAAUGGGAAGGUUCUCCGCCAAAUUGGAUCCCAAGGAACUGGAGAGGGGCAGUUUUCACAUCCCCGUGGGUUAGCCAUCGAUAUCGCCGGUAAUCUCGUGAUAGCUGACAUGGGAAAUCAUCGUUUGCAGAUAUUGGCUGCUAACGGUAAGUUUGUAAAGGAGGCUGGCUCCGAGGGUAGCGGAGACGGACAGUUGUCUUUUCCAGAGAGCGUUGCGAUAAUGCCAAAUAGCGGAUACAUUGUUGUGUCAGAUCUUAGCAAUAACCGCAUUCAAGUGUUUUAAACGAGAAACUUCAUAUUAACGUAAUAAACUCUAAGCUGUGCGGAGAAUGGCUCGUAUAUUCAACUUUACGGCUUAACUGUAAGGGAACGUUAUUGUUUUUUUUCCCAAGCAAAACAUAAGGUGCUACCAACGCUUCCUUCCUAUUAGAUGAAAAUCGGGAAAUGAUUAGAUUCAUCGUUUCCCUUUUUGCUGUGACCAUAUAUGAUGUGAUGUGAUUCUACGCGGUAAACGUUCAAGAAUAGAUUCAAGAAUGAAUCAUUUCACAAUUGAAAAAAACAAAAAGAAAAUAAAACAAAUCGGUUUAAAAAAUGUGUAAAGAAAUGAACCUUAAAACUAUAAGUAAGUUAAAAGUGAUCCUUUUGUGUAUAUGAUAUAUGUUAUUUAUAAUGAAUACAAAGCGCUUUCGAUUGAGUGUCACAAUACAAAACCAAAGUAAUCUUAAGCAGCAAAUGAGAAGUCAGAGCAAAACCAGGCAAAAGGGAAAUUCGAGUAACCAAAUUGCGAUAAUUAUUACAAGUGUUGUAUGAGAUUGGCUGCGAAGUUAUCUAAUGAGAAGUUGGUUAAUAAGUUAUUAAAUAAAAAUAUGGGUAAAUUAAUAGAUAUAUGUAAUUUUAACUGCUUCUCUGAUCUUCAUAUCUAUUUACGUGUCGUUCGAUUUCUUUUUGGUAUGGUUAACUGAGUUCAAUACUUACUAUUAUACGAAUAUCUCAUUGUUGUUUAUUAAAAGUUUUAUUGCAAGUAAUGUGUCGUUACUAAAUUAAAUUCUGUGUUCCAAAAAUUUUAUUACAAAAUGUUGUAAAAAAAAAAAAUAAAUAAAUAAAAAAAGUUAGUGUACAAUUAAAAUUUAGCACAUUUAGAUGACACUUCAUAUAGAAAGUGAAAUUAACAUCAUCUUGAUAGUCUGACCGAACAAUAUCAUCAAUAUUAUACUCACAUUUUGUAUGCAGAGUUUAUUUUGUUAAGACUAUUUACAUGACAGUUAAGUUAAGUAAAAUAUAUUUAAAAUUCCAGAUGUGAAUUGAAUCACCUAAAUUGUAGUUAAUGACAAAUAAUUUGGGUUGUCUGGCACCAAACUUGUAAUUAUGAUCUCUAUCAGUAAGGUGAAUUGCCAAUCUUUCUAGUAUAGACAAGACAUAUACUGAUCAGGUGUAACCCAGCAAGUAUGUAUACUCUAUAUGAGCUAAUAAAUGUAGAGGAUCAAUAAAGACAUCACUUCCAACGAAAAA